AUGCCGCACCUAAAAGGAAAAGUGGCCAUCAUAACUGGUGCCUCGUCGGGCAUCGGCGAAAGCACGGCUAAGCAUUUCGCCUCCCUCGGCUGCUGGCUCUCCCUGACUGCAAGAAACACGGCGAAUCUGGAGAGAGUGGCCGCGGCUUGCUGCGCACAGGGGCUUCCUCGGGACAAGGUGCUUGUCGUACCUGGUGACAUAUCGGUGGAAAAGGAUGUCACAGAUGUGGUGCAGAAGACUGCGAAGCACUUCGGCAAAAUUGAUAUUAUCGUGAACAAUGCUGGAAUUUCCGUGGGAGGAUCUAUUCACAGUGCCUCUGUGGAAGAUUUUAACAGAUCGUGGAAGACGAACUUCCUUGGUCCGCUUUGCAUGAUCAAAAGCGCUGUGCCCUACUUGCGUCAAACUAAAGGUAGCGUCGUGAACAUUUCUACCAUCGGAUCACUCACUGCAGGGACCAGCAUCCUGCUCCUAGAUCCCAGCGCUCUGGCCACUCUUACACUGUUUCUGAACAGCCAGGCCCCUCCUGGCGAGUAUUACGCUUUCCAGCUGGACGUUCCCUUCCAUCACCCUGAACUUUGCGGACGUCGUUAUGUGCAAGCAGAUUUAGUUCAGAUCGGCCUGCCUUACGCUGUCAGCAAAGCAGCCUUGGACCACCUGACACGAUGCGCCGCACUAGGUUACGUCGAUGAUGAUUGCCUCCUUUCCCUUGGCAAGGACCAGAUGGGGGUGGAGGGUCGUGUCACCGACGGGCCUGUUCUGACGCUCGAGGAAAAGAAAAGUGCUAUUCACGCGCUGGGACGAGUGGCUACACCGGAAGAAUUGGCCCGCUGCAUCGCCUUCCUGGCAUCCGAUGACGCCGCGUUCGUCACGGGGAUAACAAUGCCCGUCGAUGGGGGCCUGCUCCUCCUGUCCAGUGUCUCGAAUUCCGCCCCAAAGGUGGAUACCCAGAAGACUGCGUGA
Molecule: messenger RNA, 960 nt
Organism: Dermacentor silvarum
Lineage: Eukaryota; Metazoa; Arthropoda; Arachnida; Ixodida; Ixodidae
Exons: 9
Coding region: 1-960 (319 amino acids)
Source: RefSeq, a predicted model, not a curated record